AUGGAGAACCUUCCUGUAGAUCACUUUGUAAAGUCCCAGCAGUUUGUUCCGGUCGUACAUCGGGAUGUCUAUCCAGCGAUCGAUCCUAAGCAAAGCUCGCUUUCUCAACAGGGCAAAGUGAUUAUCAUCACUGGCGCUAGCCAAGGACUAGGAGCUCGAUCCUUUGUACCAUCAUUCGCUGCCGCAGGCGCCAAAGCCAUCGUCCUCGUGGCUCGACGUGCAGACAAGCUCGAAGAAGUCGCAAAAUCAAUCGCAACAUCUUAUCCCAACGUUGAAACCCUGUCCGUCUCUACCGACAUCGCAGACCCCAAAUCCGUUGCAGCACUCUACGAAGAGGUCAAAGAAAAAUACGGUCAUGCCGACGUCCUCGUUAACAAUGCCGGUCUCUUCAAAGCCAUUGGGCCCAUUAAAGACGUCGAUCAAACGGCCUGGUGGGACGAAGUCACCCUGAACACCCGCGGCACUUUCCUAAUGACCCAAUAUUUCCUCAAACACCUCCCCUCCACCGACACCCCCGCAAAAAUAAUCACCCUAACCACCGGCGCCGCAUACGAAGUCUUCCCCUCCCUCAGCGCCUACGGCAUCUCCAAACUCACGGUCCUGCAACUCAUGACGUACGUUGCAGCCGAGAACCCGAAUGUGUUUGCUGUAGCUAUGCAUCCGGGUAUCGUGGAUACCGAGAUGACGAUUGACUCGUUUAAGCGGUUUGCGCUGGAUACACCGGAGCUUGUGGGCGGUGUCGGGGUUUGGCUGGCGGGGUGGCAGGGAGUGGAUAGGAAGUUUCUUGAAGGAAGGUUUGUGAGUGCGAAUUGGGAUGUUGAGGAGUUGGUCAAGAGGAAGGAGGAGAUUGAGAGGGAGGGGUUGCUGAAGAUGGAUUUGAAGGGGACGUUGGGGGCGGGGCAGUUUGGGCAGUAG
Messenger RNA from Bipolaris oryzae ATCC 44560, 915 nucleotides. RefSeq lists its product as uncharacterized. Gene Ontology annotation, cellular component: cytosol. Lineage: Eukaryota; Fungi; Ascomycota; Dothideomycetes; Pleosporales; Pleosporaceae. The record is from RefSeq and is a predicted model, not a curated record. The coding region runs from base 1 to 915 and encodes 304 amino acids. The transcript is spliced from 3 exons. Gene Ontology annotation, molecular function: oxidoreductase activity.